This is a messenger RNA of Lathyrus oleraceus (garden pea), 1888 nucleotides long. RefSeq lists its product as uncharacterized. The transcript has 2 exons. NCBI's taxonomy places the organism in Eukaryota, Viridiplantae, Streptophyta, Magnoliopsida, Fabales, Fabaceae. The coding region runs from base 153 to 1787 and encodes 544 amino acids. The record is from RefSeq and is a predicted model, not a curated record.
CUUUAGUUGCUCAGUUCCUUGUGAACUAUUGCUUUGCUUUGCUUUGCAUAAGCAACUUGCAUUGAGGAAUCAUUGCUCGUGCUCGUAGAGUCAUCCCUUUGCACUCAACACGCCCUCACAGAUAUUACACAAGAAGAAACACUCCCAGACUCAUGGAGCUUCCCAGUGCUGAUAUGCUGGAACUGAAGGAGAAAAUGAACGAACUGAUCAAUAUAAUGCAAGGUUUUGCCAUUGGUCAGAAAGCGCUGGCGGAUAAAGUUGAGAAACUCGAGCGGGUUUCUGCUCAGAACAGUGGGGUCAACCUGGAUGGAGUCUCCAACCAGGGGCAGGGAUCUCGUGAUGGUGGAAAGAGGACAACAGUUGGUCUGGUGAAUAAUGCUGGUGCUGCUGGUCAACCUGGGCCUAGUCAGAAUAUGAAAGACAACUUUGUGCCUUCAUUCUAUGGGUUUGAUGAGGAUCAGGAGGAAGACAGGGAGGCCGACCAAUUCUCCAUGCAGAAUGAACCUUUCGUGCCUUACAACGCUCCGCCUCAGAACAAGGAUAUUCAGCUGCUGGCCGAGAAGAUCAAGGUAUUGGAAAGCCAUGCUACUCCGGGGUUUGUCAACAUGUCCAACAUGGGGCUAGUGGAGGGGAUCGUGAUCCCGCAAAAAUUCAAGGCGCCCGCAUUUGACAAAUACAAUGGGAGUUCCUGCCCGGAAACCCACCUUCAAGCUUUCGUUCGCAAGAUCUCUGCAUACACGACUGAUCAGAAGCUAUGGAUGUACUUCUUCCAAGACAGUCUGUCUGGAGGAUCCUUGGAGUGGUACACCAAGCUUAAGUCGUCCGAUAUCAAGAGCUGGCAGGAUCUGGGAGAUGCAUUCUUUAAACAGUAUCAGUUCAAUGCUGACAUGGCUCCUAGUCGUACCCAGCUGCAGGGUAUGUCUCAGAAGUCAACUGAGGGGUUUAAAGAAUAUGCUCAACGGUGGAGGGAGUUGGCUGCCAGAGUUCAACCUCCUUUGGUGGAUCGGGAGAUGUCUGAUCUCUUUAUGGGUACUUUGCAAGGGGUCUUUGCCGAGAGAAUGGUGGGUUGUCCCGUCACCAACUUUGCUGAUAUUGUGGUGGCGGGUGAGCGAAUUGAAAGUUGGCUGAAAAUGGGGAAGAUCCAGGGUGGUAAUGCUUCGUCAUCGGGAUCAAAGAAACCAUUCGGGAACGGUCAGCGCAAGAAUGAGGGUGACUCGAGUGCUGUGUAUGAGCAAAGAGGAUAUAGUGGGGGUCGUUAUUAUCAGCGUGCUGCUGCGGUAAACAUCCCUGCUGGUAAUCAGUCAGCCAGACAGCAACGUCAGCCACCGCAAUCGAGAGCCGGGUACCAGGUGAAAGGGAAAGGAGUUGAUCGUCACUUCGACAGGCCGCCCGUGUCAUAUGCCGUGCUGUUCAAAAAGUUGAGGGAUUUGGGGUUGGUCCAGCCGAGGGCGAUGGUUCCGAUAAGAACAGAUCAGUGGCCUCCUGAUUACGAUGAGAAUGCCAAGUGUGAAUUUCAUUCUGGUACGCAGGGGCAUAACAUUGAGGGUUGUAGAGCAUUCAAGAAUGUCGUCCAGGACCUGGUAGACUCCAAAGCUAUCAAUUUUGCGCCAUCACCAAAUGUUAAUGCUAAUCCCAUGCCGGUACAUGGUCAAGCGACGGUGAGUGCAAUUGCUGAAGAUGCAGAUUACACCUGUGCAGUGGGUGGAGAGACCAACAGUGACUGCAAGCUGGAUGGUUGGGUAAAACCGUGUGCACCAGGGCAGCAAAUCCUGAACUGGAGGGUUUGAAAGAUCAACAUUGUUACUCGUCUGGAAGAGUAUUAUUUCUUGUUUUCAGUUUAUUUGCAUGAAAGCCAUACGUGUUGCCCGACACGCAAUGGUCCAUUGUA